Molecule: messenger RNA, 1056 nt
Organism: Saccharomycodes ludwigii
Lineage: Eukaryota; Fungi; Ascomycota; Saccharomycetes; Saccharomycodales; Saccharomycodaceae
Gene: GPN2
Product: GTPase GPN2
Exons: 1
Coding region: 1-1056 (351 amino acids)
Cellular component (GO): cytoplasm
Molecular function (GO): GTPase activity
Source: RefSeq, a predicted model, not a curated record
AUGCCAUUUGGUCAAAUCGUGAUAGGACCCCCGGGUUCGGGAAAAUCAACUUAUUGUUUUGGAUGCAACCAAUUUUUCAAUGCUAUUGGUAGAAAUGUAAAUAUUAUUAAUAUGGAUCCAGCUAAUGAUUCUUUACCCUACCAAUGUGCUGUUGAUAUAAGAGAUUUCAUUACUUUGGAGGAAAUUAUGGAUGAAAAGCAAUUGGGUCCUAAUGGUGGUUUAAUGUAUGCUUUGGAAAGUGUCGAAAACUCAUUGGAGCUUUUUUCGUUGCAAGUCAAAUCAUUAUUACAAGAAGAAAACAGCUAUUUAUUGUUUGAUUGUCCAGGACAAGUAGAACUCUUUACGCAUCAUGGAGCCUUAUUCAACAUAUUUAAAAGAUUAGAGAAAGAGAUGGAUUUGAGAUUAUGUGUAGUGAAUUUAAUAGAUUCUAUUUAUUUAAAUUCUGCUUCCCAAUACAUUAGUAUAGUUUUGUUAUCUCUACGGUCAAUGCUAAUGAUGGAUUUGCCUCAGAUUAAUGUAUUUUCGAAAAUAGAUAUGCUCAAACAAUAUGGAGAUGAGUUGCCAUUCAGAUUAGAUUAUUAUACAGAUGUUCAAGAAUUAGAAUAUUUACAACCUAUUAUAGAAAAGGAGAGUAGUGAGAAUUCAUACAUGGGCAAAAAAUUAAAAAAAUUGACCGAGAAUAUUAGUGAAAUUAUUAGUGAUUUUAAUUUAGUCUCUUUCGAAGUUUUAUGUAUUGAUGAUAAACAGAGCAUGAUUAAUUUACAAAUGGUUAUUGAUAAAGCUAAUGGCUAUGUUUUUGGGGCCUCUGAGAUAGGCGGUGAUACUGUUUGGGCGGAAGCAACAAGACAGCAAGCAGGGAUCACCAAUAAUGUAUAUGAUAUUCAAGAGAGGUGGAUAGAUAAUAAGGAGGAAUAUGACAAAGAAGAGGAAAGGAAAAGAAAAGAACUUUUAAAAGAACAAGAAAUAUUAGAUAAACCCUUAGAAAACCUCUCCAAGGAAUUGGAUCCUGAAGUUGAGUGGGAACGCGCUGUCAAGGAAUGGGAAGAGAAAACCUAA